CGACUGUUCUUAUUCCCUAAAUACCUCAUCUAAUUUGCCACUGCAGUGAAAGCCUUUCCAAAAGAUGAUCCCACCAAACCAUGCAGGUUGACUGCUUUUGUUGGCUACAAGUCUGUGAUGACCCAUAUAGUUAGGGAGGUUGAGAAACCUGGAUCAAAGCUUCAUAAGAAGGAGACAUGUGAAGCUGUCACCAUCAUUGAAACUCCUCCAGUUGUUGUUGUUGGAGUGGUGGGCUAUGUUAAGACACCACGAGGUCUUUGCACACUGAAUACUGUUUGGGCUCAGCAUCUUAGUGAAGAUAUCAAGCGCCGGUUUUACAAGAACUGGUGCAAAUCAAAGAAGAAAGCUUUUACCAAAUAUACCAAGAAAUAUGAAACUGACGAAGGAAAGAAAGAUGUUCAAACUCAGCUUGAGAAAUUGAAAAAGUAUGCCACUGUCAUUCGUGUUCUUGCUCAUACUCAGAUAAGGAAGUUGAAGGGUCUAAAACAAAAGAAAGCUCAUUUGAUGGAGAUCCAAGUUAAUGGUGGAACAGUAAGCCAGAAGGUGGACUAUGCAUAUGAUUUCUUUGAAAAGCAAAUCCCUGUUGAUGCUGUUUUUCAAAAGGAUGAGAUGAUAGAUAUCAUUGGAGUGACCAAAGGUAAAGGUUAUGAAGGUGUGGUAACUCGUUGGGGUGUCACUCGCCUUCCACGAAAGACACACAGAGGUCUCAGGAAGGUUGCUUGUAUUGGUGCCUGGCACCCUGCUCGUGUUUCUUUCACAGUUGCCAGGGCUGGGCAGAAUGGAUAUCAUCAUCGUACUGAGUUGAAUAAGAAGAUCUACAAGGUUGGCAAGACUGACCAAGAGUCACAUACAGCCAUCACUGAAUUUGACAGGACUGAGAAGCAUAUUACGCCUAUGGGUGGAUUCCCUCAUUAUGGUAUUGUGAAGCAUGAUUAUCUUAUGAUCAAGGGAUGCUGUGUUGGACCAAAGAAGCGGGUUGUCACUCUUCGUCAGUCACUACUCAAGCAGACUUCUCGAUUGGCUCUUGAAGAGAUCAAUCUGAAGUUCAUUGACACGUCCUCCAAGUUUGGACAUGGCCGCUUCCAGACUAUGCAGGAGAAACAAAAGUUUUAUGGCCGGUUGAAGGCGUAAUUUAUUUUAUAAUUGUGACGUUUCUCAGUUCUGUUGGGAGCCUUUGCAAUCCAAUUUGGCAUCAAAAUAAGACAUUUAGUGAG
Molecule: messenger RNA, 1214 nt
Organism: Trifolium pratense (red clover)
Lineage: Eukaryota; Viridiplantae; Streptophyta; Magnoliopsida; Fabales; Fabaceae
Product: 60S ribosomal protein L3-like
Exons: 5
Coding region: 118-1131 (337 amino acids)
Biological process (GO): ribosomal large subunit assembly; translation
Cellular component (GO): cytosolic large ribosomal subunit; ribosome
Molecular function (GO): structural constituent of ribosome; RNA binding
Source: RefSeq, a predicted model, not a curated record